CGCAUCGUCUCCGGUUCUUGGGCCCCCGCGUCACGGAUCUGGGAUGUUGGAAUGUCGAACCUCGUAAACGGCCAUGCCGGCGUUGUGCAGGCUGUCGGGUUCUCUCCGGAUGGAAAUCGCAUCGUUUCAGCAUCCAGGAACGAACAACAUGCCCUGUACGUUUGGGAUUCGGCGACAGGAGAAUCUAUUGGCGGGCCGUUGCAUGGCGACAGCGAGACCAUCACUUGCGUUGCCUUUUCGCCAGACGGCAGAAGAGUUAUCUCGGGGUCCUGGGACAAGACGCUGCGGAUAUGGGAUAUCCACCCGGGG
Messenger RNA from Punctularia strigosozonata HHB-11173 SS5, 309 nucleotides. RefSeq names its product WD40 repeat-like protein. Lineage: Eukaryota; Fungi; Basidiomycota; Agaricomycetes; Corticiales; Punctulariaceae. The transcript has a single exon. The record is from RefSeq and is a predicted model, not a curated record. The annotation marks the transcript as partial. Gene Ontology annotation, molecular function: protein binding.